Molecule: messenger RNA, 195 nt
Organism: Dibothriocephalus latus
Lineage: Eukaryota; Metazoa; Platyhelminthes; Cestoda; Diphyllobothriidea; Diphyllobothriidae
Source: the annotation of a GenBank genome assembly
AUGAAAUGCAAGGAAGCCAUGGAGCGAGGCCUCUUCUCAGCCGAAAUCAUUCCAGUUCCCCGUCCUACUUCUUCUGACCCCAAAAAGUCCGCCGCGGUGACAUCAACUACCAACGGAGUAGCUCCUUCAUCACUACUGCUUACCGACGAGGCCCCACGUGCCCAGACCACGGUCGAGAGUCUGGCUCGCCUCAAG